Molecule: messenger RNA, 498 nt
Organism: Solanum dulcamara
Lineage: Eukaryota; Viridiplantae; Streptophyta; Magnoliopsida; Solanales; Solanaceae
Exons: 2
Coding region: 132-446 (104 amino acids)
Source: RefSeq, a predicted model, not a curated record
UCCCCCUAAUAAAUAACCUUACAGCAUAUAAAAAGCUUCCAAUUAUUAUCAAAGCGUAAAUAUCAAGAAAAAACACAGGGUAAAGUUGAGUGCAUAUAUAUAAAUAAUAUAUAUCUCUUUUUCUUUCUUUCAUGGCUUCUUCUUCUUCAUCAUCAUCAAAUCUAAGGAUAGUUGUUCAAAAAAAUCCUUCAGAAUCUCAACUCAAUGAAUUGGGCAUCAAAUCUUGGCCUAAAUGGGGUUGUUCUCCAGGAAAAUACCAAUUAAAAUUUGAUGCACAAGAGACAUGUUAUUUAUUGAGAGGUAAAGUGAAAGUUUCAACAAAGAAUUCAAAUGAUGAAAUAGUUGAAUUUGGAGCUGGAGAUCUUGUCAUUAUUCCAAAAGGAUUAAGUUGCACUUGGGAUGUUUCAAUUGCUGUUGAUAAACACUAUAAGUUUGAUUCAUCUUAAUUAAUUUCUAAUUAAAAUUUAGUUAAUUACUAUAUCAUUAAUUAUUUUUUCU